Rhodotorula graminis WP1 is the source of this 1595-nucleotide messenger RNA. RefSeq names its product glycosyltransferase family 58 protein. Gene Ontology annotation, cellular component: endoplasmic reticulum. The transcript is spliced from 7 exons. The record is from RefSeq and is a predicted model, not a curated record. Lineage: Eukaryota; Fungi; Basidiomycota; Microbotryomycetes; Sporidiobolales; Sporidiobolaceae. Gene Ontology annotation, molecular function: dol-P-Man:Man(5)GlcNAc(2)-PP-Dol alpha-1,3-mannosyltransferase activity. Bases 1 to 1560 code for a protein of 519 amino acids.
AUGUACGGCGUGCCCCUCCCGACUCCUCGCGCGUCGUCGCCUCCACCAGCUCGCUCCCCACCUCGACCACCUCGGCAGCCCACAAGCACACCAGCCACCGCAUCAAGCCGCAUCACAGAGCUCGACGAUGGCCCCUCGCCCUUGCCGACACCCCCCAAAGCCCGAGCACCCGCCGAGCCCUCCCUCCUCGACUACCUCCUCGACCACCCACUCGCCCUCUGGACCGACCACAACCGCUGCUUCGACCUCGUCGCCACCCUCCUCCUCGUGUGGGAGGCCGUCCUGGGCUAUGGCAUCGUUGGCUACGUCAACUACACCGAGAUCGACUUUUCGACCUACCUGCAGCAGUCACAAGCCUUCCUCGCCGGUGCGCGCGACUAUAACCUCAUCAAGGGCGACUCGGGUCCCGCCUACUACCCGGCGCUCCACGUCUACGUCUAUUCGGCCCUGUCCUGGUUGACCAACGGCGGCAACGAGCUCAAGCGCGCCCAGUGGGCGUUCGCGGGCGUCUACCUCGCGACCCUCGCCGUUGUCUUUUUCGGCAUCUACCGCCGCAACGAGCGUAUCCCGCCUUACGCCCUCGUCCUCCUCACGCUGUCCAAGCGGCUCCACUCGAUCUACCUGCUGCGCAUGUUCAACGACGCCGUCGUCAUGCUCCUCGUAUACUCGGCCAUCGCGCUGUACAUGGUGCCGGCCGGCGGGACGGGCAAGGGCGAGCGGCGGGGCGUCGAGAUGAGGUGGAUGCUCGGGACCGUCUUGCUCAGCUGCGCCCUGUCGAUCAAGAUGUCGGCCCUCCUCUUCCUCCCCGCCCUCUUCUACCUCGCCUUCGUCCACCUGUCGCCCCUCGCCGCCCUCCAGCACCUCGUCCUCCUCGUCCUCCCGCUCGUCCUCUUCUCGUCGCCCUUCCUCACGACCCGCGAGCACGCCCUCACGUACGGCGCGCAGGCGUUCGACUUUGCGCGCGCGUUCGACUGGCGCUACACGCUCAACUGGCGCUUCCUCGGCGAGGACGCGUUCGACAACCCGAGGUGGGGCACGGUCCUCCUCGGCGCGCACGCGGCCGGCCUCGUCUUGUGGGCCGAGAAGUGGGCCGCCGAGGACGGCGGCGUCGCGGUCUUGCUCAGGCGCGCGGCGAGGUUCCCGGGUCGCAAGCCGAGCCCGGCGGGGCUCUCGUCCUCGCGCAUCGCGACCGUCUUCUUCCUGUCGAACCUGACGGGCGUCCUGUGCGCGCGGAGCCUGCACCCGCAGUUCUAUGCGUGGUUCGCGUGGAGCCUGCCUUGGCUCGUGUGCGGCGGCGGCGGCGGCGUCGGCGCGGUCGAGGGAGGUCAAGGCCUCGCCCUCCUCGUCGCCAUCGAGUACGGCAUGUCGGUGUGGCCCUCGACCGUCAACUCGUCGCUCGGCCUCGUCCUCGCCAUGCUCGUCCUCCUCAUGCGGUCCUACUACGCCGAGCUGCCGCCCGCCUCGCCGCCGUCGUCGACGGCCAAGGACGCUCGAGGUCGAGAGGCGCAGUGGGUCGUGCCGCCGCGGUGGGCCGACACGGUCGGCGACAAGCGCGAGUAGCUGCGAGGGCUGCAACGAGGACUGUGUUUGCGCUC